Molecule: messenger RNA, 342 nt
Organism: Penicillium cosmopolitanum
Lineage: Eukaryota; Fungi; Ascomycota; Eurotiomycetes; Eurotiales; Aspergillaceae
Exons: 1
Coding region: 1-342 (113 amino acids)
Source: RefSeq, a predicted model, not a curated record
AUGACUGUGAGUAUCCCCGCAUCCUGCGACAUCCUCGUCAUAGGCAGCGGCAACGCAGGCUUCUCCGCCGCCCUCUCUGCUGCCCAAACAAACCCAGCAGCAGACAUAGUCCUAAUCGACAAAUGUCCCUCAACCUGGGCCGGCGGCAACAGCUACUUUACCGCAGGAGCCUUUCGCACCGUGCACAAUGGUCUACCCGAUCUCCUUCCACUGGUAAACAACCUCGACAGUCCCGAGAAAGCCAACCGAAUCGACAUGCCCAUCUACUCCGAAGCAAACUUCACCCACGACCUAAACCGCAUGACAAACGGCCGCACAGAUCCUGCCCAGCAAAUAUCUUAG